CGGCUUCCGGAGCUGCUCUCGCGCGCCGGAGGAGGCCAAGUCAUGGACCGCAAUCCCUCUCCGCCGCUGCGGAGUCGGGAGGAGGAGGAGGAGGAGGAGGAGGCGGCCGUGGGGGACUGCAUAGGCAGCACGGUCUACAGCAAGCACUGGCUCUUCGGCGUCCUCACCGGGCUCAUGCAGAUUGUUAGCCCUGAAAACUCCAAAUCCAGCUCAGAUCAUGAGGAGCAGCAGAUGGAGCUUGAUGAAGAAAUGGAGAAUGAAAUUUGCAGAGUGUGGGAUAUGUCAAUGGAUGAGGAUGUGGCUUUGUUUCUCCACGAAUUUAAUGUUCCUGACAUAUUUAUGGGAAUAUUGGCCAAAUCCGAAUGUCCUCGAUUAAGAGAAAUCUGUGUGGGAAUUUUAGGUAAUAUGGCCUGUUUCCAGGAGAUAUGUGUGUCCAUCAGCAGUGAUAAAAAUCUUGGACAGGUACUAUUGUACUGUUUGUGUGAUUCAGACCCUCCUACUCUGCUGGAAACAAGCAGGUUGUUGCUUACUUGCCUUUCCCAGACAGAAGUGGCCAUUGUCUGGGUUGAAAGAAUCCGAGAACAUCCAGCUAUUUAUGAUAGCAUUUGCUUCAUCAUGUCAAGUUCAACAAAUGUUGACUUGCUGGUGAAGGUCGGGGAGGUUGUGGACAAGCUCUUUGAUUUGGAUGAGAAGCUAAUGUUGGAAUGGAUUAGAAAUGGGGCUGUUCAGCCUCUGGACCAACCCCAGGAAGAUUCUGAACAGCAGCCAGUGUUUCGAAUUGUGCCCUGUGUACUUGAAGCUGCCAAACAAGUACGUUCUGAAAAUCCAGAAGGGCUCGAUGUUUACAUGCAUAUCUUACAGCUGCUGACUACAGUGGAUGAUGGAAUUCAAGCAAUUGUACGGUGUCCUGAUGCUGGAAAAGACACUUGGAAUUUACUUUUUGACCUGGUGUGCCAUGAAUUCUGCCAGUCUGAUGAUCCACCCAUCAUACUUCAAGAACAGAAAACAGUGCUAGCCUCUGUUUUUUCAGUGUUGUCCGCCAUCUAUGCCUCACAGGCUGAAGAGGAGUAUCUAAAGAUAGGAAAAGUAGGUCUUCCUCUAAUUGACAGCCUGAUUCGUGUCUUACAAAAUAUGAAACAUUGUCAGAAGAAACCAGAGAACUCAGCAGAGUCUAACACAGAAGAAACUAAAAAGUCUGAUUUAACCCAGGGUGACUUCCACUUGAAAAUCUUGAAGGAUAUUUCAUGUGAAUUUCUGUCUAAUAUUUUCCAAGUUUUAACAAAGGAGACUGUAGCUCAGGGACUAAAGGAGGGCCAAUUAAGCAAACGGAAGUGUUCCUGUGCAUUUGAAAACCUUCUUCCUCUCUAUAACCCUGUGGUAGAAGACUUCCUCAAAAUCCUACGUGAAGUUGAUAAGACCCUUGCUGGCAACCUGGAGGAAAGCUUCCCAAGUUUGAAGGUUCAGACUUAAAAACUAUUGGAAUUCCUCUGCUGAAGAAAUGAACUCUAUUUUCCUUGCUGACAGUUGAAAUUGACAAACAGGAAAUAUUAGACCAUAAUUGUUCGGUAUUAUACUCAUGCCCUUCUCCUCCAGCAUUUUUGUUUGGCAUUGGAAUCUAGUUUCACUACUAUCAAACAUCAUCUCCCCCCACCCCGCUUCUUUUUUGUAUUGGUUGUGCAGUGUUUUGUCUUCUUCAGGUAAAGAAGACAAAAUACAAGCUUAUCAUUGAGGUUCUUUUUUUAAUAUUUGAGGCGUUGGUGAGGAUUUUCUUUGUAACUCUUAAUUUGAUUUUUUAAUUUGAUUUUUUUGAAAGUAUCCCUACUGAAAAGAAUUGAACUAUAAAAUUAAAAUCGUACCGAUUAAACUCUAAUUGGUAGGUUUACUUUACGUGUAUUUGUAUGUCUUUGGUGAUGACCUUAUCCACAGGUUGAACGUGACUUUAAUGUGAGCUUUCAAAGGCACCGAUGAAAUCACUCCUACCUGCUAGCCAGUGCUAAAAAUUCCACUCUUGUUAUCUCUUGAAGCUUAAGGUUAAGAUACAAAUAACCCCAUAAGAGUAACACUCCAAGUUAUUGUCAUGUUUACCUCAGUGCAUAAAUUCACAUUCUGUUUUCCUGAGAGCACAUUCUAAAAGGGGGAGCACAAGGAUCUUGAGUUUCUGAGCAAGAGUGCCUCGCAGAGUGGGUAAGUUACAGAGGGAGAAAAAGGAUACAUCAUGGGGAGGCUAGGGAUGUCCAGGUUAUUUUCUACUUCCCACUUCUGUCUUGAACCUGCCUUAUUUACUUGUUACUUCUUGCUAUUGUAACAUUAUGAGGUGGUACAUAUUUUCAUAGUACUUUGAUAUGUUUGAAAACUUCCUAAAUCUAUGAAUUAUAAUAAAUAGUUUUUUUUUAAAAA
Orcinus orca (killer whale) is the source of this 2397-nucleotide messenger RNA. It is a transcript of the gene SAAL1, whose product is annotated as serum amyloid A like 1. Lineage: Eukaryota; Metazoa; Chordata; Mammalia; Artiodactyla; Delphinidae. The coding region runs from base 43 to 1470 and encodes 475 amino acids. The record is from RefSeq and is a predicted model, not a curated record. The transcript is spliced from 12 exons.